AUGGUGGAAGGGGGCAUGAAAUGUAUCAAAUUUAUUAUAUUCGCCUUUAAUUUCUUAUUUGUGAUCGUAGCCUGUGGAUUAAUUGGUCUUGGUUCCUACAUUCAGAUCACUCUCUCCGAGUUCUUCGAUUUUUUCGGCAAUGAAUUUGCCGGGCCAGGGAUAGUGCUGAUUAUAGUGGGUUUGGUCAUAUUUGUGGUGGCAACUUUCGGAUGUUGUGGUGCCUUAAAAGAGAACUACUGCUGUAUUAUGACCUUUGCUGUCCUACUGGGCAUAAUAUUUGUCAUUCAGAUAGCAGCCGGUAUCAGUGGUUUUAUUCUCAGAGAAUCAAUGAGAACAGAAAUUGUAAAGAUUUUAAAAAAUGCAGAGCCUAAUUAUGGUAAAAAUGAUGGCGUUACUAAGACUUGGGAUAAACUUCAAAGAAAGUUUGAAUGUUGCGGUGUAGAUAACUAUACAGAAUGGUUCGAUUAUACUGCUGACAAAUCUGUACCAGAAUCAUGUUGCAAAGAUGCUGAGAGUGCAGCCUGUAAAAACAGGACCCAGACCAUCACUGAUGACGAUUUCUACACUCGGAGUUGUGUAAAAGGUUUUGUUGGUUGGUUACAAGACGAGAUUGGAAUAGUUGGAGGUGCUGGUAUUGGUUUAGCUUUUGUAGAGGUUGUUGGUAUUAUAUUAGCUUGCUGUCUAGCCAUGGCAAUACGUAAAGAAUAUAAAGUCUUGUAAAUAAUGCUGUCAAUUAGAAGUCUGUAUUAAUCCAUCUUCACAAUGUCAAGCUAUUAUCUAUUACGAAUUAAUACCUCGAAACCAUCUGGC
Messenger RNA from Lottia gigantea (owl limpet), 810 nucleotides. RefSeq lists its product as hypothetical. The coding region runs from base 1 to 720 and encodes 239 amino acids. Lineage: Eukaryota; Metazoa; Mollusca; Gastropoda; Lottiidae. The record is from RefSeq and is a predicted model, not a curated record. Gene Ontology annotation, cellular component: membrane. The transcript is spliced from 7 exons.